AUUUCACGUUGAAUGUAGUGGGUUCUUUCCUUUAUUCUUAAUUUUUUUUUUCCCUUUUUGGUCCGAGGGUACGCUUCAUUUCAUUUCAUCAAUUACUAAAUUUUAAUUUAUUUCAUUACUUGGAAUUUACUGGUUUAAUCCUUUUCGUGGCACAUCGCUUUGGGAAGGAAAUUGUUUCGGGUGGCAAAGGGAGAAAGCGGAAGUUUGCUGCCAACUUGAGAAGGAAGACUCAAGGAUCGGUCUCUGCGGCUUUCGAUGCUUUGAUUUCUUCAUCCAUGGCAGUGACAGUUUCCAUGUAGCAAGAAAUCAUAAGAAGUAUCGCAAAACUUGAGAGUCCUGAAUCCCCAAAUAGAAUAACUGGUAAUCGGUGCGCAGAUUGAAUGGGAAGCUCCAAGGCUUCUGCUGGGACUGCCGAUAAUUCUGCGACUGAGUCAGGCACCAGCAGCAGUACCCACUCUCAUAAUGAUGUCGCCCACCACUCUGAUUCCCCACCCUUCGCCGAAAGAGAGAAAGUCCUCGCCUACCAUAAGGGUCGAAUCUAUGAAGCUAAGGUGUUGCGAAUUGAGUACAGGCAGAAUGCAUGGAGCUUCUAUGUUCAUUAUCCUGGUUGGAAGAAAAGUUGGGAUGAAUGGGUCGGUCUGGAUCGUUUGAUGAAAUACACUGAGGAAAAUUUACAGAAAAAACUUGCACAUGAGAACGAUGACAAUGACAAGAAUACAAAGGCAGCCCGUGCAUCUCAACUUAAGUCCAAAAGUUCGAAUGCAAGAGGAAAGAAGCGAAAGAGUGAAGCUCUUGUUAAGGAAAAAGCUACUGUACAUUCUGACAAGUUUGUGAGCCUUCAGAUUCCUCCACCACUCAAGAAGCAAUUAGUUGAUGAUUGUGAAUUUAUUACCCAUCUGGGCAAGCUUGUCAAACUUCCCCGUACUCCAAAUGUGAAUGACAUUGUGAAGAAGUAUCUUGAUUACAGGUCCAAGAAAGAUGGAUCGAUAGCUGAUUCAGUUGGAGAAAUUUUCAAGGGGUUGUGUUGUUACUUCGACAGAGCAUUACCAGUAAUGCUCUUGUACAAGAAUGAGCGUAAGCAGUACCAAGAAGCUUGCCCCGAUGAUAUCACUCCUUCUACUGUAUAUGGUGCAGAACAUUUGUUACGUCUCUUUGUUAAGUUGCCCGAAUUAUUGUUCCAUGCUAAUAUUGAAAUGGAGACAAUGAUGCAGCUGCAGGCAAAAUUGGUUGAUUUUCUCAAAGUUAGUUGGCCACGUUUCUACAGAAAAAUCAGAACUCGUUUUUUCUCUCGACUUAUCAUGUCCCAGAAGAGAUUGAGAACAGCACCAACAAAAAAGACGAAUAGCCUAGGAACCUGUUUGUACAUAAUACUGAUGAGCUGCUGCUGUCAUAGAAGGUAUUCAGAAUUGACAUAUAUUUGUUGUGGAUAUUAUUAAUCCAAACUAUUCAUUAAUGCAUAAUAUAUUAUCGGGAACCGCAUUGUCAGCGUCAGCCAUGUUGAGUUGGGUGAGUGACAUUUCCGGAAGGAACAUUGAGUAUAUGACAGACCCUCAUUUUUGUAAAUUCAUUGUAUUUCUGAAAUUUGUAUUGGCGUUAGUCUCC
Messenger RNA from Prosopis cineraria, 1602 nucleotides. Its product is annotated as protein MRG1-like. Gene Ontology annotation, cellular component: nucleus; histone acetyltransferase complex. The record is from RefSeq and is a predicted model, not a curated record. Gene Ontology annotation, biological process: regulation of DNA-templated transcription; chromatin organization. NCBI's taxonomy places the organism in Eukaryota, Viridiplantae, Streptophyta, Magnoliopsida, Fabales, Fabaceae. Bases 381 to 1436 code for a protein of 351 amino acids. The transcript is spliced from 11 exons.